AUGACAUAUGCACACGCCAAGUUCAUCUGCGUUUCCUUCUUCAUAAAUGCGUUCGUUCGUCUUGAUGAUUUCAGACCAGAGCUCAAGAGCCUUCAAGGAGGUGGCGACCAGGACCUUGCCUGCGUCUACGUACCCAACAACAACCUCUACCUUUGGGACAUCUUCCUCAUGAGCCGCGCCGACGUCAUCAUCCCGGACCUCUCCGUCCGGGAGGCCAUGGAAAUCGUCCUCUCAGGCAGCAUGUCUGUACCAAAGAUCAUAUCGGCGGUGGAGGGGGCCAUUGGCCUCGGCGACCAUGGACGAGCAGUGAAGGACUCCUAG
Miscanthus lutarioriparius is the source of this 321-nucleotide messenger RNA. The record is from the annotation of a GenBank genome assembly. Lineage: Eukaryota; Viridiplantae; Streptophyta; Magnoliopsida; Poales; Poaceae.